GGCAUGGAGCGCCCCCGGGGGCUGUCCUGAGGCAGCAGCGGCGGCGGCGAUGCAGCCAGUGCAGCUGCUGCCGGGGCCAGAAACCGCCGCCCGGAGCUCGGAGGACGCGGAGCGCGCCGCGCCCCUGCCACUGACCGAGGAUCUACAGGUGACUGGAUCCUUCCCAGCUGGGCCCUGGAAAAUGGCAGCUGCUGCUAAUUCAGCCCUGAAGACAGUCAUUUGCUCACUCAGCACCAUAACUUAGAGGAUAGAUUCGAGAGGAAUCGAAUUCAGGACCUUGUGCUUGCCAGGCAGACGUGGUGCCACUGAGCUAAAUCCCCAGGCCCAGGAGUGUUAUUGAUGUACAGUAGUUACUACAGGAGCAGUUGGCAGUCCAUCAAGCUGGGCAGCCAGACAGGCGAGUGGGACAUGACCCUCAGAGGCCUGCCAUCCACAGUCAGAAAUUUGGAGUGUUUCUCCUGUUCCUGAUGGCAUCAGCUCCCCUGUACCCACACAGAGGGUGCUUCAGGGGCCAGAGGAAGUUUCCAAGCGAGAAGACGCUGAUGGUGGCUACUGGAGUCAGAGCAAGUGGCCCCUGUAGUGGUGAGGGCUCAGGGAUAUAAGAGCUGCCCUGCCCACCCCCUUGCCAUAGUACAUCCUGACUCAUGGUGACCAUUUCUGUCCUGGGCCUCAUGGGCUUGAACACAGAAGGCCUGCACCUCACUGACCCCAAUGUCUGUAGUCUUUGGGUGAGUGCAAGGCCAAGACUGCCAGAGGAUCUUUCAGUGGAGUGCCUGGACAGGUGGUUGGGCAUGAGAGAUCAUCUUCCUCCAGAAGUGUCAACUUCCUACCAACUCUUCAUCUUCCUCCACGCCAUGCUUGGCUCUCACUAGUCAGCCUCGGCCACCUUGCUAUCCUCUAGCUCCUGGAUCUGGCCAUUCCCCCACCAGGAAUACCCCUCUUCACUGUCCCACAUUGCCAGCCUGGAUCCACUGUGGUUCCACUCUCUGAACAAGCCCUGCCAUGAGAGAGAACUCUGUGCACUCAACCUGCCUGGCUCCUGAUUUCCUAUGAAGAAGGCCUGGGAGCCUUCUUGGAGCCUCUUACGCUAAGCCUGAUGGAUAGUGACUGGAUUAGGAAAGAUUCUGGGGUCAUCCUGGAUGCAGUGGGAAGUUCUAUGAUUGAUUAGUGACAUCUGUCACAGGCCUGAGGUGGUAGAAGGAGGUGGCCUGAGGUGGAGGGGGAGGAAGAAGAGGAAGAGGAAGAGGAGGAGGAGGAGGAGGAGAAGGUAGUGCAUGUAGGGUACCCACUGGCCUUCCCUACAUGAAGUAUUUUUAAGGAAUCUUCAUGAGGCAGGAAGUAUUCUACCCCUGGAUGUUCCAAAACAAGACAGGUGGCCAUAGAUCAGUGCUGGUGGGAGUCCCUAAACCUCUGCUUAUGGGUGUGAAUUUGUUUGUAUGCCUUGUCCCCAAAUGGAAAUGCAGGGUCUACAGGACCGAGAUGAAUAUAGCACCACAUCAGGGCCUGUGAUGACAGGGUGCUAUUUCAUCUCCACCCCUAGAUUGGAAGCUCUAUUCUUCCAAGGUGACCUCUGUGAGUUUCAGUUUCCUCACUAGGAAGUAGAGAUAAAAGGUAGUCACAGUGUUAUUAUAGGGAUUAAGUGAGUGAAUUUGUUAGAACUUUUACAAGAGCAUCUGGGAGGGGGUAAGUGGUUUAUACAUUUUGACCACUGUGCUCAUGACUCUGAGGUUCCAGGCAGUCAGGGGCUUUUCUGGAGGUUCUGUUGACGCUGCCUUCCAGGAGCCUCAAGCCUGUCCCUCCCAUCAGUGCUUCCCUGGCACUGGGAAUGUGAACACAGGCUGUCUUGGUGCCUCCCGGAUGUUACAGAAACCUGAGGUGCCUAGAGCCUUAGCGACUGGGCAUGGGGUGUCCUGCUCCAUCCGGAGGCCUCUCCCAGUGACUCUCAGGCCCCACCCUUGGGUUGGGUGGCAGCUGUGGUGUGGCGUCCUCUCUAUAAGCUCUAGGCCAAGUCUCAGCUGGUGUGCCCAGCAUGGCAGACGAUGGAGGGCUGCGUUUGCAGGCACUGUGACUGUCAAGAAGCAGGUGGCAAGGCUACAGAUCUGGGACAACUUCACCUCUGCUGGUUGGGUCAAUCUCUUCGCUUCCGAGCUCUGCCUGAUGGGCUGGCUUUGAGCCCUCGCGGUGUGGAACUGUCCUGUUCAGCUCAGGAGGAACAUCAACAGAAGUAGGAGUUUCCGGGCCUGCCUGUCACUGUCUAGGCUUUGAGCUGCUGGUAGCACAAGCUGAAGCAGCUAUGACCCGCUGGAUGACCCUCCAGGCCUCUAGGCCACGAAAACCCAUACCCUGGGAUCUGACAGCCUCUCACUGGCACCUGAGUGCCCCGACCCUGGCCACCUGCCCCUGGGAGGCCCCAGAAUCUGGGGCUGAAUCAUGUUCCCAGCGCAGUCCCCAGCCCUGCCAGCUUCCUGCUUCCUGGCCCAGGCAGAAGCAGCGGGUGCCAUUACAGCAUCAGGUCUCAGCUCCUCAGACCCAUGGAGCCUCCCUGCCUGGAGCCAGCCUAGGGCCAGGUCAGGGCCCUCUGGCCCCCGGGAUGACUGCAGCCAGUAGGGCCAACCCCUACAGCAUCGUGUCAUCAGAGGAGGACGGGCUGCACUUGGUCACCAUGUCAGGCGCCAAUGGCUUUGGUAAUGGCAAGGUCCACACUAGGCGCCGGUGCCGCAACCGCUUUGUCAAGAAGAAUGGGCAGUGUAACAUUGAGUUCACUAACAUGGACGAGAAGUCACAGCGCUACCUGGCCGACAUGUUUACCACCUGCGUGGACAUACGCUGGCGCUACAUGUUGCUCAUCUUUUCACUGGCCUUUCUUGCCUCCUGGCUAUUGUUUGGUGUCAUCUUCUGGGUCAUCGCUGUGGCCCAUGGUGACCUGGAGCCAGCUGAGGGUCGUGGCCGCACCCCCUGUGUGAUGCAGGUCCACGGCUUCAUGGCAGCCUUCCUCUUCUCCAUUGAGACGCAGACUACUAUUGGCUAUGGGCUGCGCUGUGUGACUGAGGAGUGCCCAGUGGCUGUCUUCAUGGUGGUGGCUCAGUCCAUUGUGGGCUGCAUCAUUGACUCCUUCAUGAUCGGUGCCAUCAUGGCCAAGAUGGCACGGCCCAAGAAGCGAGCGCAGACCCUGCUGUUCAGCCACAAUGCUGUGGUGGCGCUGCGCGACGGCAAGCUGUGUCUUAUGUGGCGCGUGGGUAACCUGCGCAAGAGCCACAUCGUGGAGGCCCAUGUCCGGGCUCAGCUCAUCAAGCCUCGGGUCACAGAGGAGGGCGAGUACAUCCCACUGGACCAGAUAGACAUUGACGUGGGCUUCGACAAGGGCCUGGACCGCAUCUUCCUGGUGUCACCCAUCACCAUCCUGCACGAGAUUGACGAGGCUAGCCCCCUGUUUGGCAUCAGCCGGCAGGACUUGGAGACGGACGACUUUGAGAUUGUGGUGAUUCUUGAGGGCAUGGUAGAGGCAACGGCCAUGACCACACAGGCCCGCAGCUCCUACCUGGCCAAUGAGAUCCUAUGGGGCCACCGUUUCGAGCCAGUGCUCUUUGAGGAGAAGAAUCAGUACAAGAUCGAUUACUCACACUUCCACAAGACAUAUGAGGUGCCCUCUACGCCCCGCUGCAGCGCCAAGGACCUGGUGGAGAACAAGUUCCUCCUGCCCAGUGCCAACUCCUUCUGCUAUGAGAACGAGCUGGCCUUCCUGAGCCGUGACGAGGAGGACGAGCCAGAGGGAGACCAGGAUGGCUGCAGUCGAGAGGGCCUCAGUCCCCAGCCUCGGCAUGACUUUGACAGACGCCAGGCUGGUGGUGGAGCCCUUGAGCAGCGACCCUACAGGCGAGAGUCAGAGAUCUGAGCCGCUGGUGCCCUAGUGCAGGGUUCAUCCCACCGGGGAGUGGCCUAGUGUCCCUCAGGGGCACUGGGUUUAAGCAGAGUGGGCCAGGUGCCCUGGGUUGCAGACUCAGUAGCGUUUUAGUCGUUUUAUGUUUCUUCACAAUAGCCUUGGAAAGUUAGCGGGACAGCGGGUGACCAGAGAGGGCAGCCCAUGGCCUCAGAAGCUGAGGUGGCACAGAGUCAGGAAAGUGGCCUCCUGGGGGUCCAGCCACAGGAGCCAGGGGCUUCUGCCUGGAGAAGGAGCUACAGCCUGCACAGAGUCACCUUGCAGUGGUCCACCUUUGCAGUUACAGUCUGGCAGGCUACAGGCACUUCUGUGGUUUUUAACUUGGGGAGAAACACCAGAUUUCAGCUUUCUCAACCUUAGCUUGGGUAAGACUGUUUACAAAAAUAAUAAUAAUAAUAAUAAUAACAACAUGCAAUUGAAAAAACAUUUUUAAUUCAUGGGGUUGUGGGGGAAGGACAAUAAGAAUCCCAUUGGUCUGCCGCAAUGAAAGCGGCUAGAUGGACACGUGUUCCAGGGUUCCUGAGGCUGGACUGACCUCUCCCCCAUGUGUGCUAGAGCCCCCACAGUUCAUCACGCUUAGGGGUGAAUUAGGUUCUGUUUGUGACAGAAGAACCAAGACCAUGUUAAUGAUCAUAAUAAAAGCUUUCUGAUGCUAUUGGGAUGGGGUUGGGGAAGAAACUGGUUUGCUCUUUUUGAGUUUGAUGUUGUACCUCAGAGGUGGUCUCAGGGCUGGAUGGGACCUGCCCUCAAGGGUCUCUGCCUCCACGCCCAUGUUUUGCCUCUCUCUCCACUUCUGCCAGGGCCUGCACCCCUUGCAGAUGAAGGGCAGCUGGGAAACAUGGGAGGCUCCUUGGGAAGGGGAAAGGGAGGUGGGGCUCCCUCACCCAGUGGAAAUGGAUCAGCCCUCCCACUGGGCCCGCAGCGGGAAUUGUGCCUUAAGAGACUUCAGGUUGUUCGACUUGAGUUGUUUCUGUUUUUAUUGGACAUGCCUGUCCCCUCCCCUACCCCCUCCAUCUGCCCUGGGAAGGUGGCAGUGACUGUGUCUCCUGGCGCACUCCUGCCUGCCCUCCUCCCCUACAUACCUCAGGCAAUACAGGCUAGCCCAGGAGGGGCCCAGCCAUUUUGGGGUCUGCUUCUGAAGGGCAGAGGAAAGAAUUUAGGGAAGUAGAGGAAUUAUCACCCCACCCCCCACCAUGACCCGGGGUCACAUUCAUUCAAAGCUUAAUUGAAAAAGUGGCCAGGGAACAAAGAAUUCCUGCUCAGGCUUCAGGGGCCUGGGGAGUGGGGCACUCCUUCCGCUUCCUUCCUUGCUUUCCCUGAGGACAGGGCCCACAGAGGAUCCAGAUGCUGGCAAUCACUUCCCUGCAAGAUGCAGUGUUAGGCCCCAGAGAUACCUCAGUCCCCUUGCCCUGGACAGGCCCGACUCCAGGUACCUUGAUCAGGAAGAGAUGUGAGGCCCCUUGUCAUGAUUGAAUUGGCUCUGCCUUAUUCUUAGCAGCUUAUGGGGCCAGGCCUGGGAGGAGCCUAGCCUUUCCUGAGGCUGCUGAGGAAACUUGUCUUCCCUGGGAAAGGCCCUCAGGAGGGCAGUAAUGAGGAAGUUCGUGACUCCUGCCUGCUUUCCUAGGCAGCUUGCCCCUAAUCUCGGGUCAAGAAGACACCAGGAACUCUAUGGUCUAAGUGGGGAAACUGAGGCUGAGAGUGGGAAGGGUCACACAAGGUCACACAGUGAGUGGGCAGGGAGUUGGGGAGAGUCUGAGGCCUGGGGUGGGGCUCCUGCCUCUUUGCUCUUCCUCCCUGCCCAUGCGAAGUUUAUAUACAGGCUACCGUUUCUCUGAAAGGUGCCUGAGACAGGGCUCAGACACAGCUCAGCCCCUCACCCUGAGCUAGGCCAGACUCCAGUCACCCUGCCCUGCAUCAGACCCAGCCUGAAGAUUUUUGGCCUAGAAGGUUUAGCCCCAGGCAGCUCUUUCCUCUCAGGAUCUGCCAGAGGGACCUCAGCUCCUCUGGGCUCCUGGAUCUGGCCCUUGGCUCUCAAGUUUGACUGGCUUUCCCAGCUUUAGCCUUCAUGUUCUGGGGAUGCAUUGGCAUGGGAGUGCUUAGUUCUCCGCCAUCCAGCCCAGAUUACCAAGUGAGGGAAGGGUGGCCCCAGUCAGUAGAUACUGGAUGGUGCCCUGUGCCCUGCUGUCCUUCCAGGCUUGCAUGGGUAAGCUUUCUACUUUCUGCAUCUCAAGCAGAUCCGGGGCCCCAGGUCCCACCACUUUAGUGGCCUGGUGCAUUUGCCUCUCAGGCCUGUCCUCUCAUGUCCACAUCCACCAGAAUGACCCAGCCCCAGAGCUCGAGGGAGGGCAGUCUGAGCUGCCUUUCAUCUCUCGCCAAAGGCAGGCACAUGCUGCUUUUUCAAAUUCUUCUGUCCUCUUUUAUUCCAUCCAUCCAUCCAUCCAUUUAUUUAUUUAUUUAUUUAUUUAUUUAUUUAUUUAUUUAUUGCUUACUUGUGCUAAAGACCAAAAUAGUUCCCCUUAUAGUGCACUUGAUGUGUGAGGACAGGUAUGGGAGCCUUGAGUGCAUGCAGGAGCAAGGGAGACUUGGCCCCUGGGGCAUGUGUGGGGAGGGGAGGGGUGUGUACACACAUGUGCAUAUAUGUGUGUGCACACAUGACUCCACAUUGGUGACACUGAGUUGGUGAUGUGAAUACUUGAUACGUCCAGGGGUGUGUGUGUGUGUGUGUGUGUGUGUGUGUGUGUGUAUGUGUUUAUGCAUAUUUUCCCCAUGGGGAUCUGGUUUAACAAACACCAGGCCAAGGCAGGGUGCACACUGGUCAGACUGGACACUGCCCUCAGACUUUGGCACUGACCACUGACUAACUUGAUAGCUCCCAGUCCUCUGCCCUGAUUAUCCAGUCAGGGCCAAUGUGAGGCAUCUGAAAAUGAGCAUCUGCACCUGGAUCAUGUGUUGGCGGCCAUAGUAUGUCUGUCUGAGUGGACACAUGUAUGUAUGGAUGUGUGGAUGUGUGUGGUCUUGCAGUGUGUGUGCACGUGUCAGGGGGGCGGUGUGUCUGUGCUGCUCAGAGCACUGUGGCUGUCCCCCAACCUCUGCUGGUGCUGUGCUGCUCAGUCCCCACCCACCCAAGGGGCCUGAGGGUGGGGCGGAAGGAGCCACCUUUGAGAGGCCCCUGUGUGGGGUGUCUGCCUUGUGUGAGGUCAUAGAAUGUCAAAUCUAUUUUAAAUGGUGAAACCGGAGAAUUUUCAUGUUAUUUUCAAUACGUAGCAGUAUCUAAAGAUGUAGGCGAUGAGACUAGACCACAUUAAAUGCAUUUUGAUC
Molecule: messenger RNA, 7255 nt
Organism: Heterocephalus glaber (naked mole-rat)
Lineage: Eukaryota; Metazoa; Chordata; Mammalia; Rodentia; Bathyergidae
Gene: Kcnj12
Product: potassium inwardly rectifying channel subfamily J member 12
Biological process (GO): potassium ion import across plasma membrane; regulation of monoatomic ion transmembrane transport
Cellular component (GO): plasma membrane
Molecular function (GO): inward rectifier potassium channel activity
Source: RefSeq, a predicted model, not a curated record